UGCAAUAAAUUGAAGAUAAAUGAGUAGGAAUCCGAACAAUUAUCAUCGUACCGGUGGCCGUGGCGGUGGCGGUGGCGGUGGCGGUGGAGGCUUCAAACGUUUCGGUGGCACUGGUUCCUAUGGUAAUUACAAUAAAAACUCAAGCCAUAAUGAUGGACACGGUGGGAAUCGUCGCUCUGGCAGCUGGUCUGGCGGGAAUUUCAAUCGUUCAUAUCACAACAGCGUGAACCACGGUAGCAAUAACAACUUAGAAAGCAGCAAUAAUGCACCUCCAUCAAUUAGCCAAGAAAAUGAUCGGUUUCAAAAGUUCCGAGACCGACAUACACUGGAAUCUGGUGGUUACAAUAGCCGGUCGAAAAAUGAGUCGCAACAAGGUGGUCGUAUGGGCAAGCGUGCCCGCAGUGACAGGCGCAGAAGCAAGCAACAUAACGACAACAACGGCAACGAAAGAAAAAGUGGUGGGAAUUGGUAUGAGGAUCAAGCUGGAAAUUCAUCCGUUCCAAGUGAACUAAAUCAAAGUAAGUACCCGUCUGCAACGGCGUCACAAGUGCCUGCUGCUAACUUGACACAAGCGGCAGCGAUUGCACCACCAGCCACAAGCUUGCCGGCUGUGCCACCACAAAUUCAAGAAGAAUUACCCAAAGAAAUGGAUUUAGUUGAAAAGAAACCGAUAAUAAUAAAUAUAAAGCAAGAAAAAAUUGGACAAAAUAAAACUAAUCAAAUCGCUAAGCCACCGGCCUCUUCGGAUUCGUCUGACAGUGAGGAUGUACCGCCUAACAAACCGCUCGAGCCCAAGCAAGAAACACCGGCAAAACCAACAGAGAAAAUUGCAAGACCACCGUCUUCUUCCAGUUCCUCUUCAUCCAGCUCCUCUUCGGAAGAAGAUGAUGACAAAAUUAAAGAGCUUUUAAAGAACACUAAAGCCUUAUCGAUGCCAACUGUGGAAAAACCAACAAAAGUAGCGAAGAAGCAAACGAGGAAAAGGCGGCCUUCUGAAGAAGACCUAAUUUGUCUGGGAAAGCUGGAGAAAAAGUUUGUCAUUGAAGAUGAUGCUUCAGAAGAGGCCGAUGAAGCAGUGGAUGACAAGAGCUCUACGACUACGAAUCAAUGCUUGAUAUGCGACGAACAUGGACAUACUGCUUUUGAAUGUCAGAUGAUUUGCAAAAACUGUUCAGCGCCUUACCACAACAUGAAGAGUUGUCCGAAGCCAGUAAACCUAUCAAUUAUGAUGCAAUCUUUUAUGGAAUUCUGCAUGGGACAAAUGAGUCAGUUCAAUCCGGAACAAAAGUUCGUAUUGCCAAUGAAUACUAAUGUAUAUAAAAAUUAUUCAGCGAAAGAAAAUAUAAAAAUGGCAAAUGAAGUACGAGGCAAAAAGGUUAGAAAGGUACGUGCAAAAUCAAAAGAACCACCAAAGAAAUUGGCGAAACGAAAUCGCAAGCGUACCACCAAAUCCAGUGAUGAUGAAGAAGAUGAUGAGGAGGAGGAGGAAGAAGGGAAAAAAGAAUCAGAAGGGCAAACCUCUGAAUCGGAAUUAGAGAGUGACUCAAGCGAGGAAGUAGCUGCACCUGUUUUAGUAGACUCUACCGAAUUCCGCAAUUCGUUUGUGCCACCAUUUUCAUCUUUCCCUGCUUUCGGGGCAGCGGCAGCAGCUUAUAACCCGUUACUGUUAGGCCAACUCAUGCAAAGCGGAGGCUUUGGAACACCCAAAAAAACUCAAUUUUUAUAGCAAGUAAUAGAUUUGGUGGAUUGGCAUCACCUCUAUCGACAAUUUCCAAACUGCAGGCCCCGAGCAACGUGCACCACCUAGAAAUCAUACUCAUCAUAUGUAUAUUUCAAAAAAAGUAAAGGUUUGCAUAGAAUAAUGUUCGUAAAUGCAUUACUGCAAUAAAUAGUCUCUUUCGUUUAUAAACUAUAAUUGCUGAAAACGUCCAUCAUGUGUAAACACGGUUAAAUGCCGAAUUAAAGAGUGAAAUAAUUAAAGUAAUUAAAGAGUUUAA
This is a messenger RNA of Rhagoletis pomonella (apple maggot), 1997 nucleotides long. RefSeq names its product protein mushroom body miniature (gene mbm). Gene Ontology annotation, molecular function: nucleic acid binding; zinc ion binding. The record is from RefSeq and is a predicted model, not a curated record. Bases 20 to 1726 code for a protein of 568 amino acids. The transcript has 2 exons. NCBI's taxonomy places the organism in Eukaryota, Metazoa, Arthropoda, Insecta, Diptera, Tephritidae.